This is a messenger RNA of Carassius gibelio (silver crucian carp), 1545 nucleotides long. RefSeq lists its product as uncharacterized. Bases 154 to 807 code for a protein of 217 amino acids. The record is from RefSeq and is a predicted model, not a curated record. The transcript is spliced from 8 exons. NCBI's taxonomy places the organism in Eukaryota, Metazoa, Chordata, Actinopteri, Cypriniformes, Cyprinidae.
GAGUAGGGGAGAGCGGGGUCUAAAGUAGCUAACGUGGGAGAGCUGAGAAAUAUCACGUGAUUUCGUCAUCGUUUCACGUUAUGUCCGUAAAGCUGUUUUCGAGGACAGAAGAGUGAAAGACUCAGAAAGCUGUAGUCUCUGAUCUGUGACAGCAUGAACCAGCUUUAUAUCCUUUUAUUGGUCCUUUGGUCAGCUUUCAAUCUGUCUGAUGCGGGGGACCCAGAUGAACUUACAACACAAGAUCCAUGGCAGAGGAUGAGCGACAUAUUUUUUAUAGGGGAUGGAGAUGAAUUUGAAUAUCUAGAUGAAAAUGUUUGGGGAAGUAGGUUUGAUGAAUAUAACACCAAUGUUCCAGAGCCCAACAUCACAGUGUACCAACAGACAGAGGACAGAGAGGAAGUGAUCGUGCUGUGCAAGUUUGGAAGGACAUACGGAGGGCAGUCUAUUGAGCUGACAGUGAAGAGUGAACUGAAGCACACCAUAAAACCACUGCGAUUCUGUCCUUCAUAUUCUUCAGAAAUGCGUGUGUUUCUGGUCACUGUGCGUCCACCUGCUUCCUUCACCUGUGUUCAAGAGAUUUAUUCUGAUCUAGAUGUCAGGAACCUGCGCACCCAGACGUACAAUUACAGUUUAUCGGUCUCAGAUCAUCGUGAAGAAGGAGCAUCUUUAUUAUACAUCUGCUUUUCCUCCUUCAUUGCUGUUGGUCUCUUCAUCAUGACUGCAGCAGUGAUUGUGAUCAACAUCAGGAGCAAAACUAAAGACACCAACUCCACAGCAGUUACUGACAAUGACUACGUGGAAGCAUAAAAAAAACCUUUCAGAAAAAAACAGAACAGGCCUGAAAAAAAAAUAUAUAUAUAUAUAUAUAUAUAUAUAUAUAUAUAUAUAUAUAUAAGUAGCAUAUAUAUACUUACCUGCCAUUAACCCACUAAAAUAAAAGCUUGCCGAUUUAAAAUGUGAAAAUGCUGAAAAUUAAUUAAACAAAAAGUAAAUUAGCCUUUUUUUAAUAACCAGUUUUUAUUUUAAAAAUAUAUAGUAUUUCAGUAAAUAUAAUCACACUUUAUUAUUUUGUUUAUUAUUUUAUUUUUAAAUAACUGUAAAUAAUUCCAAUUACAAUUAUGGAUGCCACAAUUACAUAAUCAUUCAAAGUGGCAGUUAAUCGUUCAAAGUAUAUGUUAUGUUGUGAUUUUUCUUUCUACAUGUAAUCUUGAGGGGUUUUCCAUUGGUUUAGUUUUAGUAGGCAUAUAACAUUAUAAUACCAUUCAUAUUUUUACUUUUUUUAUCAUUUAAAGAAGAGUUUAUUUAGGUUUUUUAAGAACCUUAAUGUUGUGGAUUAGAUUAAAAAGAUAAUUUUGGCGUGUGGGGCGGGGCCGAGAGCCGUUGGAAAUGAGCGACACCUGCUCGAUCCAGGAGAUGGAAGGAUAUAGAACAGGAGCGACGACAGUGAAGGACGAGAGAGGACCAGGCCUGGAUUUUAUUUGUGUUUGGUUUUUGUUUGUGCUGUUUUGUGCUUAUUUUAUUAUUAAAGCUGUCAUUUUGAUUGUC